UGUACAAAAUUUCAACACUGCUCCCUCUGAGGAUUCCUGUGCUAAAUGAGCUUAGGAGUGUUCUAUUUGCUUCGUCGGUGUAAGGAGUAAAAAAGGGAUUCAGACACUGCCCAGAAGAUUUGGGCCAUUACUUAGUCGUUAUGGUAAAUCUAAUUCACGGCCAUCUAUUCUGGGCUGAUCCAGUGACCAGAUGGUGCUGGCCCUUCGCCCGUUGUUGCGGCGAAUCGACCCGGGGAGCAUGGCUUCAGGCCCCGUUAGGUGGACGUGAGGCUCUGGCGGGGAAGCGACAUCCGCAACCCAGGCCCGGGAUCCGCUGAUGAGCGACGCCGGGUCCGAGCGGCAGGCCCGCAGCCUGGUGCGGGACAUCGAGCUCCACGUGCUCGAGUGCAAGGUGUGUUUCGAGAGGUUCGGCAGCAGCCCGGCCCGCCGACCGUGCAGCCUGCCGUGCGGCCACGCCGUGUGCAGGCAGUGCGCCUGGGCCCUCUGCCGGCCCGAGCCCCGGAGGCAGCUCGAGUGCCCUUUCUGCCGCUGGAGCGGGCCCGCGUCACGGGCCGCCGAUUGCCUGCCCCUGCUGCAGCUGGCCGAGCUGCUGUCCUCAGCGGCCGCCGAGCCUCUCAGUACGGGGACCUGGCCGGCGGAGCUCAGCUCCGUGCUUGGGGGUUGGGGUGAGUUGCUCAACCCCCGGGGUCUGGCAGUCUGCUCUCGCUCCGGAGCCCUGGCCCUGGUGCAGGACGGCGAGCAGCCGCUCCGGCUCUUGGAGUGGGGAGGCCGCCCGCCCCUGCGCCUGAGCCCGGGCCCCAGCGCCGACAACCCGCCCGUCUACCCGCUGGACGUGGCGGUGGCCGGAGGCGGGCAGCUGCUGGUGGUGACGGACGCCGGGGACCGGUCGGUCAAGGUGUUUGCCCGUAGGCCGGACGGCCGGCUCGAACUGGUGCUAACGGAAGGCGGCUUCGGCCUGCCCUGGGGGCUGGACUGCGGCUCGGCCGAGCGCUUAGCCCUGACCGACUGGGCCCAGGGCUCGCUGCUGCUGCUCGACCUGCAGCUGCCCGGCGGGGCCUCACUGCGGCGGGACAGCAUCUGUCACGGGCUCUGCCACCCCCGGGAAGUGGCCGUCAGCCGGCGGGACGGCUGCAUCCACGUCGUGGAACAUCCCGGAUCCAGAGGGGGCCGGCGGCUGAAGACCUUCAACAGUCGGGGGCACCUGGUCCGUCAGUUGGACGGCCUGAGCCGGAGCCCCGGAGCCGGCCUCGGCAUUUCGGGUAUCGCCGUCGACGGUCAAGGCAACGUCGUGCUCGCCGACGGGGACAGUGGCACCGUGGUGUGGGUAGGCGGCUCGGACAACUGGCACUGCAGGACCCUGAUCGAGCGGGGCCUGGUCCGGCCUGUGGCCUUGGCCUGGGCUGCUGACCACACCCUGAUGGUGCUGGACGCUGGAGAUCACACCCUCAAAGUGUACACGGUCCGCUGAAGGCACCCCGAUUAACGGAGCCUACAUCCCAUCGCUGUUCCUGCAAAACCUCCCAAAAACAAAGCGCUUUGUGACCAGGAGAAAGACUGGGAACGAAAUUCAACUUGAACUUUUAUUGGGGUUGGACCCAGGAGCUGCUAUUGGAAAUACAAUGAUUCUCCGUACUUUUUGUAAAAAAACAAAAUUUACUGGAAAUCUAACAACAAAAAUAUAGAAUUAUGUCCUUUGAAGAUUAUACUAAAAGCUAUGUGCUUUAAAAAUUAUUAUAAAUUAAGCCAUUUAAAGGGCAGUUGUUAUUAGUGUAAACUAAUUUUUUUCCUGAUUACACAUAAAAUCUCUUUUAUUCUU
Messenger RNA from Stegostoma tigrinum, 1816 nucleotides. Its product is annotated as E3 ubiquitin-protein ligase NHLRC1-like. Gene Ontology annotation, biological process: negative regulation of translation; proteasome-mediated ubiquitin-dependent protein catabolic process; protein polyubiquitination. The coding region runs from base 317 to 1468 and encodes 383 amino acids. The transcript has 2 exons. The record is from RefSeq and is a predicted model, not a curated record. Gene Ontology annotation, molecular function: translation repressor activity; ubiquitin protein ligase activity. NCBI's taxonomy places the organism in Eukaryota, Metazoa, Chordata, Chondrichthyes, Orectolobiformes, Stegostomatidae.